GCCCACAUUGUAGAUGUCUCACUUGCAUUCUUGCCAAAGCCAAUGUCACACAACGUGACCAUUUAGUGUUCUUACACAACUACUCAUUUGUUCCUUUCCAGAUUCUUUACCCUUUUUUCUUCUUUUGCCCCUGCCUCCUAUAGUAUCCCAAUUACCACCUGCUUUGGGACCAUAUAUAUUACCAUAUCAGGGUUACCACAACGUUUACAAUAUGGCGACGGCCGAUGAGAAGAUGCCCGUUGAGACGGGUGAGCAGGCUCUCCCGCAGACGCCUCAAAAAAGCAGCGAAUACUCCUCGGAUUCCCCAAUUGAUCCCAAGGCCGAGAGUAGGCUGGUUACGAAACUGGACAUCAUCAUAUUCCCUACUUUCUUUGUAAUAUACAUGAUGUCUUUUUUGGAUCGUAUCAAUAUCAGCAACGCUCGUAUUCAGGGAAUGGUCGCUGAACUUGAUCUCGUCGGAAAUCGAUUCAAUGUCGCGCUUUUUAUUUACUACAUCUCUUAUAUUCUUCUUGAAGUACCUUCUAACAUGAUUAUCAAAAGAUUUCGGCCUUCCCUGUACCUGUCUUCUUUGAUGUUUUGCUGGGGUAUUAUCAACAUGUGCAUGGGAUUUGUCCAUUCCUAUGGUGCACUCCUUGGACUUCGAUUUUUGCUCGGUAUUUUCGAAGCCGGUCUCCUACCUGGUAUCAUCUAUGUUACAUCGCAGUAUUAUAAGCGACAUGAGUAUCAAAAACGCAUGUCUUUCUUCUUCUGCAGCACCGUCGUCGCAGGUGCAUUUGGCGGAUUAUUGGCUUAUGCCAUUGCCCACCUCGGUGGCAAGCACGGGUAUGCCGCUUGGCGCUGGAUCUUCAUCAUUGAAGGCGCCAUUACCUCAACAAUCGCCAUCAUUGCUUCGUUUCUUAUCAUCGACUGGCCGGAGCAGACCAAAUAUCUUAAUGCAGAAGAGAAAGAGCUGCUUCGCCGUCGUCUUGCAACCGAUGUCGAUGACUCGUGCCGCAUGGAUGUCCUCAACAAAGCUUCGCUGAAGCUCAUCUUGUCAGAUUAUAAGAUUUGGCUUGGAGCUUUGGUUUACUUGGGAGUCGGUGUCCCUGGUCUGUCUGGAACCUUCUUCCUCCCCACUAUUCUGCUAGAAUUCGACUGGGUGGCUGAAGAGGCACAAGUCCGCACUAUCCCUGUCUACGUCUUUGCAGCCGGCAUGAUGAUCAUUGGUGCCUGGGCCUCUGAUAGACUCAAGCACCGCUAUAGUUUUUUUGUUUUCGGAACCGCCCUGGUAACUAUUGGAUAUGGAAUGCUUCUUGCCCAAGUUGGAAAAUCUCGAGACUACAAGUUCGGUGCCGUCUUCCUCGUCUUCGGUGGCGCCUACAUGGUCACGCCCAUGGCCCUUGCAUGGCUGCAGAAUAAUUUAUCUGGCCAAUGGAAGCGCGCAUUCGGUUCGUCAAUUCAAGUCACAAUUGGCAAUAUUGCGGGCAUCAUUGGAAGCAACAUUUUCCUCGUCAGCGAGGCCCCCACAUAUAAGACUGGCUAUGGUGUUGCUCUUGCCUGCAUGUGGGUUGGAUUAAUCGCGGCAACUCUUAUGUUCUUGCUCAUGUGGCGUGAAAAUAAGAAGCGUGAUGCCGGCGAGCGGGAUGAUAGACUGAACCUUCCCGACGAUGUAAAGAAUAACCUGGGUGAUGCAUAUCCCACCUUCCGGUUUACUCUUUAAGAGAUUAUCCUUAUCCUGCGGUUCAUCCGCUUUUCGUUGUAUGACUCUUCAGGCCCCCUCUCAUACCCUAACCUAGCUAUUUUAAUACGUGUUCUAUACGCCGUGAUAUUAACGAUUUCGCGGUAAAGAAACAUUCAGAUCAGACUAAUAUAUAGAAAACAGAGUGAUUCAAAUAUACAAAGUAAUUAUACAUGCUUGUUUGUUUCCAUAUCUGAAGAAUCAAUCAGUCAAUAGUUAUAUAAGUGAAUAUAUGCGGCGGAAGCGCUCUUGAUGCGUCAAAAGCUAAAGGCAC
This is a messenger RNA of Trichoderma asperellum CBS 433.97, 1991 nucleotides long. RefSeq lists its product as uncharacterized. Gene Ontology annotation, molecular function: transmembrane transporter activity. Lineage: Eukaryota; Fungi; Ascomycota; Sordariomycetes; Hypocreales; Hypocreaceae. Gene Ontology annotation, biological process: transmembrane transport. Gene Ontology annotation, cellular component: membrane. The record is from RefSeq and is a predicted model, not a curated record.